Molecule: messenger RNA, 520 nt
Organism: Tachysurus fulvidraco (yellow catfish)
Lineage: Eukaryota; Metazoa; Chordata; Actinopteri; Siluriformes; Bagridae
Product: NADH dehydrogenase [ubiquinone] 1 beta subcomplex subunit 8, mitochondrial-like
Exons: 4
Coding region: 1-459 (152 amino acids)
Cellular component (GO): mitochondrion
Source: RefSeq, a predicted model, not a curated record
AUGGAUGGGCCCGUGGUUGGAUCACUAACAGACACAGAGCUCCACUUCGACUCAGACGGCAGUAAGGUGGAGGUGGGGUACUGGUAUGGACAGGUUUGUUGUUGCUGUAGCUAUGGCGAUUACCCGGCUCUGCCGGACCGCUCCCAGCAUGAGCGAGACCCCUGGUACCAGUGGGACCAUCCAGACCUGCGGAGGAACUGGGGAGAGCCGAUGCACUUUGACUUUGACAUGUACAUCAGGAACAGAGUGGACACGUCUCCCAGCCCCAUCAACUGGUCUACCAUGUGCAAGCGGUUCUUAGGGUUCUUCACCUUCAUGAUGGUCAUGUUUGGCCUGGGGGAGGUGUUCCCUGCUUACCAACCUGUAGCCCCAAAGCAGUAUCCCUACAACAACCUUUAUCUGGAACAUGGUGGAGAUCCAGAGAAGCAGACAGAACCUGCUAAACAUUACGAGAUCUAAACUGCUAUUUGUGCAUUUUAUUAUUGUGUAUGUGCAAAAUAAAGUUAAUGCUGAAACUAUU